This is a messenger RNA of Salmo salar (Atlantic salmon), 1828 nucleotides long. Its product is annotated as biogenesis of lysosome-related organelles complex 1 subunit 1. The record is from RefSeq and is a predicted model, not a curated record. Gene Ontology annotation, cellular component: BLOC-1 complex. Gene Ontology annotation, biological process: endosomal transport. NCBI's taxonomy places the organism in Eukaryota, Metazoa, Chordata, Actinopteri, Salmoniformes, Salmonidae.
AUAUUGGAUGCCAACUUCCGUUAAACUCCAAAGAAGAAAUAAAAACGGAUCUGAAGUCAAUAUUGCGUUAUUUUGGGCUAAUUCAACGUUUCUGCUUUGGAAUGGAAAGCUGAUCUUAGAUAUUUGCCUACGAGAAACGCCAUUGAUCAUCAUUACGUGGGUCUGGUGACAACAGCUGUAAAUCCUGCCAGCUCUCAUGUCCCUGCUAGAUAAAUGAAAAUACAUUACACAAUUAAAUUAAGGUAGCGAACAAUAAAGUAAAAAUGCUUUCUCGUUUAUUGAAGGAGCACCAUGCAAAGCAAAACGAGAGAAAGGAACUGCAAGAGAGACGCAGACGAGAGGCUAUUGCAGCUGCCACCUGUCUAACAGAAGCCUUGGUGGAUCACCUCAAUGUUGGGGUGGCCCAGGCGUACGUGAACCAGAGGAAGCUGGACCAUGAGGUGAAGACGUUACAGGUGCAGGCCAGCCAGUUCUCCAAGCAGACCGCUCAGUGGAUCAGUAUGGUGGAAGGCUUUAACCAAGCCCUGAAGGAAAUAGGUGAUGUGGAGAACUGGGCUCGCAGUAUUGAGAUGGACAUGAGAACCAUCGCUACAGCUCUGGAGUACGUACACAAGGGUCAGCUCACAUCAGCCUCUUCAUAGAUACGCUGAACCUUAACCUGGAACUGAUAGCCUGCUGCUAGCUUCAGUAGCUGAACGCUUUCACUGUGAAAGAGUGGUGGACUUACCACGGAUACCAGGAUUCUGGUUAAAAAAACCCAACUAAAAACAGCUGAUGAACCAUCUGAAAAGUUGAUUGGAGGCUUCAGUAAUGACUAAGGCUUUAAGGCUUGCUCAGUGUUCAUGAGUGACACAUUGUGUUACAGUAGGAACAGUAUGUCUGUGGACAAAUAAACCUAAUUUAACAGAGCGCCUAUGGCCCAUCUGCAAUGUAGUUUUGUCCACAACCCUUUAAUUGUUAAAGGUCUGUACCAAAAUAUACUAGCGGUCGUGGAAAUAUCGGGAACUAAUUGUCCACAGACCAGGUAUAAUGGGCAACAACUUCAGAUGGGUCCAUGUGAAUUUAGCAACACUCCUAAUAAUAAUAAUAAUAAUGAUUUAGCUGUUUGUCCAAACAUUGUUUCCUUUUGUGAGUCAAUCUGUGUGGGAGAACAAGACAAAGCUAAUGUAUAUAAUCCAUUGUAUGGGCAAUGCAAUGUUUUAACAAAUCUUCUUCGGAAAAGAUCAAUAGUUCAGAUUGGUUUAGUCUCUCUCUAGCGUACCAGUCAGUCAUUCUCUAAAGUUAUUCCAUUUUCCUAUUCCCAUGAGGAUGAAUAGGACUUUGAAAUGUGGAUUAGCUAGCGAGGCGUUGGAACAAAGGAGGCCUGUUUGUGAAAUAGUACCAUGGAGAAAUAGGAUUUAUUGGCUUGUAAUUGGUCGCCUGUUUAGAAUGAGAGACUUGUCUGGUAACUGCCAUCUCUCCUGGAUGACUAAAACAACCUAGUCUGGUUAAAGCAGACUGAAUGAUGUGUUCACCAGUGACAUCCGUCUGGGUUAAGCAGGUGGUAUCUGUACCCUGUUUUAAUAAAAGCCACGUUAAGUCUCUUGCUUCUUGAAAAACCUUUUGGAUCAUGUAUGUUCAAUUAAUCGUUCUCUCUCACGGUGUAUUGUAGCCUGAGUGCCUGUCAGUUUCUGCUAUUGUACCUACUCAUUGUCACGUCAAACACAUUAACCGCAAUGGAGUUGACGAGAGCACAAACGGAUCUGGGGGACCAGGUUAUACGUGUCAAGUUCUCGUCUUUUAACUCUGAUGUGACGGUUCUCUACUCUUGAAUAAAGAAAUGAAGUCA